GGCCGGGAGGUGGCUUCGCGCAAGAUGGCGGCGAGCGGCCUCCGGCGGGCUGCUGCGGGGACCGGCGCCGCGGUGAAGCCCAUCUUUAGCCGGGACCUGAACGAGGCCAAGCGGAGGGUGCGCGAGCUCUACAGGGCCUGGUACCGGGAGGUGCCGAACACUGUGCACUUAUUCCAGCUGGACAUCACGGUGAAACAGGGACGGGACAAAGUCCGAGAGAUGUUUAAGAAGAACGCCCACGUCACAGACCCCAGGGUGGUUGACUUGCUAGUCAUUAAGGGCAAGAUGGAACUGGAGGAAACAAUUCAAGUGUGGAAGCAGAGGACACACAUUAUGCGGUUCUUCCAUGAAACAGAAACGCCAAGGCCAAAGGAUUUUCUGUCCAAGUUCUAUAUUGGCCACGACCCGUGAAGUCUCCUGGAAAGGUGCAUGUUGCUAUUUAAGUAUUUUAGAAGACAAAUAAACCCAGUUUGUUCUGGUCAAAAAAAAAAAAAAUGAAAUGAAAA
Suncus etruscus (white-toothed pygmy shrew) is the source of this 506-nucleotide messenger RNA. Its product is annotated as NADH dehydrogenase [ubiquinone] 1 alpha subcomplex subunit 6. The record is from RefSeq and is a predicted model, not a curated record. The transcript has a single exon. Lineage: Eukaryota; Metazoa; Chordata; Mammalia; Eulipotyphla; Soricidae. The coding region runs from base 25 to 411 and encodes 128 amino acids. Gene Ontology annotation, biological process: response to oxidative stress.